GUGGCACACCGGGUGGACGGUGGUGGCGGUGGCCGCGGCAGGCACCGGGAGCGAGCGCUGGAGGCGGCGGGGGGCUGGAGCUCGUUGCCCGUCUUGGUGCUGACCUCCAAGGAGCGAGUGGUGAAGCACAGGGCCGCGGGGCUGAGGAUGGGAGCCGGGGCCAGUGCCGAGGAGAAGCAUUCCCGAGAGCUGGAGAAGAAGCUCAAGGAAGAUGCUGAGAAGGAUGCCAGGACGGUCAAGCUGCUGCUGCUGGGAGCAGGGGAGUCCGGGAAGAGCACCAUCGUCAAGCAGAUGAAGAUCAUCCACCAGGACGGUUACUCGCUGGAGGAAUGCCUGGAGUUCAUCGCCAUCAUCUACAGCAACACACUCCAGUCCAUGCUGGCCAUCGUGCGGGCCAUGACCACCCUCAGCAUCCAGUACGGGGACACGGCUCGCCAGGAUGAUGCCCGUAAGCUGCUGCACCUCUCGGACACCAUCGAGGAAGGGACCAUGCCCAAGGAGAUGUCAGAAAUCAUCGGGCGGCUCUGGAAGGACUCGGGCAUCCAAGCCUGCUUCGACCGCGCCUCCGAGUACCAGCUCAAUGACUCUGCGGGCUACUACCUGUCAGACCUGGAGCGCCUGGUGACCCCCGGCUACGUCCCCACAGAACAGGACGUGCUGCGUUCCCGUGUCAAGACAACCGGCAUCAUCGAGACCCAGUUCUCCUUCAAAGACCUCAAUUUCAGGAUGUUCGAUGUGGGCGGACAGCGCUCAGAGCGAAAGAAGUGGAUCCACUGCUUUGAGGGGGUGACCUGCAUCAUCUUCAUCGCGGCCCUCAGCGCCUACGACAUGGUCCUGGUGGAGGAUGAUGAAGUGAACCGCAUGCACGAGAGCCUGCACCUCUUCAACAGCAUCUGCAACCACCGCUACUUCGCCACCACUUCCAUCGUCCUCUUCCUCAACAAGAAGGACGUCUUCCUGGAGAAGAUCAAGAAGGCCCAUCUCAGCAUCUGCUUCCCCGACUAUGAUGGUCCCAACACCUACGACGAUGCGGGCAACUACAUCAAGCUGCAGUUCCUGGAGCUGAACAUGCGGCGGGACGUGAAGGAGAUCUACUCCCACAUGACCUGCGCCACCGAUACCGAGAACGUCAAGUUCGUCUUCGACGCCGUCACUGACAUCAUCAUCAAGGAGAACCUCAAGGACUGCGGGCUGUUCUGAGCCCCAGCCCUGCACCCCCUCUCCUGGGGCCCAGCCCCGCUGCUGCUCCCAUCCCACCUCCACAACCAUCUCCUCUUGUCCCAAACCCCCAGGAUUUGACCUGCUCAGCUCCAAAGCCACACCUGGUGAAGAGGGGAGGGGCGUGAGAAGGACACAAUCUCACUCCCACUCCCCACCAACUCUCCCACCAGUCAGCACUGUGGGGGCCCCAGUUCUGCUGGGCAUCUUCGGGGCUCGAGGUCCUGCGGGUACCUGGGCGACCCUGGAUGCUACAGGGCGCUGGAUACUUUUGGGUGCUGCAGGUCCCUGGGUAGCCCUCAGAGCUGUGGGGUACUGGGGUUCCCUUGGGUGCUGAGGGUCCUUGAGUACCCCUUGCAGAAGAGGGGUGUUUGGGGGUCCUGGGUGUCCCUAGGUACUUGAGGGAUCCUGGGGUGUCCCUGGGUUCCCUUUAGAGCUGAGAGGUGCUGGGGGUCCCCAGAUGACCCUUGGCACGGGGGAAACUGGGGGGUUUCUGGGUGCCCCUUGGUGCUGGGAGUCCCUGGUACCCCUUGGAGCUGAGAGGUGCUGGGGGGUCCUGGGUGCCCUCUGAAGCUGGGGGUGCUGGGCUACAGGUCACUGGCUGUUCCUGGGCACUGGGGGUCCCCCAGGGACUGUGUGAUACUGGGGCUCCCUCGGUGCCACCAUCCUGGCACUGCAGAGCCAGGGGAUGAUCAUGUGUUUGUUCCCCCCCAACCCACAGCCCCUCGGGGUGGGGCUCAGCCCUGCAGCAGCAUCCAGGCUACACCCCCCAGGGUCCCACCACUGCCCUCACCUCCCACAACCCCAGGGGGAUGUCAGCCUAAUUUGUGACCCUCUCCCACCCUCGGGGACGACCCCAGCCCUCCCAUAGAGGUGAAGCCCCCCUGCCCACUCCCAUGUCACACAGGGCGUUUCGGUAUAUGUAAUUUUUCUCUUUCUUUUUUCCUUUCUACAUUUUAUUAUUUCAAACCAUGUGAACAAUUCGGUAAAACAUCCUGUGGGAAAAGCGAGGCCGCAGGCACCGGCUGGAGGGUCCCCCCUGGGCUGGGGGGGACAGCGGGGGCCGCUCUGUACAGCGGGCUCUGCUCUGUACAGCGGGCUCUCCUCGCCCAACGCAACAGCUAGCCCUAAAAACUAGGCUUAGAAAGAGGGGGGGGAUAGAGGCAGUGGGCAGCACCCCCUGCCCACCCUCCUGCCUGAGCUGCCUGUCGGGAUGGGGGCAGCGAGGCGGGGUGGGGUGCAGACCCUCCCCCCCAAGGCACGCGGUUGGGGGGUGGGCUGGCCACGGAGGAUGCCGCCACCACGUAGCACUUGAUGCUUUUAAAUAGUUUGGUAAAAAGGUUUCUUUAAAAGGUAACCUGGCCCCAA
This is a messenger RNA of Corvus hawaiiensis (hawaiian crow), 2586 nucleotides long. RefSeq names its product G protein subunit alpha transducin 1 (gene GNAT1). Gene Ontology annotation, cellular component: heterotrimeric G-protein complex. Gene Ontology annotation, molecular function: G protein-coupled receptor binding; G-protein beta/gamma-subunit complex binding; GTP binding. Bases 148 to 1200 code for a protein of 350 amino acids. The record is from RefSeq and is a predicted model, not a curated record. The transcript is spliced from 8 exons. Gene Ontology annotation, biological process: adenylate cyclase-modulating G protein-coupled receptor signaling pathway. Lineage: Eukaryota; Metazoa; Chordata; Aves; Passeriformes; Corvidae.